This is a messenger RNA of Aureobasidium melanogenum CBS 110374, 828 nucleotides long. RefSeq lists its product as uncharacterized. The transcript has 4 exons. The record is from RefSeq and is a predicted model, not a curated record. The coding region runs from base 1 to 828 and encodes 275 amino acids. NCBI's taxonomy places the organism in Eukaryota, Fungi, Ascomycota, Dothideomycetes, Dothideales, Saccotheciaceae.
AUGCAGUCCUUUCUCUUGAUAUCUUCACUGCUAUAUGUCACACGCGCAGAGAAAAGGUGUUUUGACACUCAAGGCUCAGCUAUUGUAGAUGGCUCUUUUGUGCCUUGUAAUUCCACUGCAGCAGUGAGCGCCUGCUGUGCCACUAACAAAGGACAACCCGAUAUAUGUAUCCAAGGAGGUCUAUGUUACGCAACACAAAGCUCUUAUAGCGGCUAUAUCUAUGGCAAUGGCUGUACCGAUUCGACUGGAAUGGACAGUUCCUGCCCUUAUGCAUGUCCCAUGGCCAAGACCAAUGGAUGGAAAUCGUACAACGUGCUUCCUUGCGCACGGGACAGAUGGUGUUGCCGCCAGGCUUCGGAUCAAUCAAACUGCUGCAACAAUGACACCAUGCUGAUCGACUCUGAUCAAACCUCCUACCUCGGACGCUUCAUCGACAAUGUAAUCCCUGGAACCUCAACCAUCUCCAACGAUUCAAACUCCACCGAUGCAACAACCACAUCGACAGUCACAGCAACCGUCACGGCAACCUCAUCCAGCGAACCAAACUCGACCAACACUACGACCGUCGUGGGUGCAGCCGUUGGAGCUGUUCUAGGUGUCGCUUGCAUAAUCGCACUAGCUGGAUUGCUCUGGAUGAUGAGAAAAGUCAAGACCUUGAAAAAAGAGAUGCAAGCCAUGCAAUCACAUGAGCCAUACUCCAACUCCAGCUCCACCACGCCUAUGGCUCAACACUCAUACAAUGCACCCGUGAGUGAAGCCCCGACGGAACACGCAUAUGAAGCAGACUGGAACAAUGGUAGAUAUGAGAUUGACGGCACAGGAAAGUAA